UGCCUGUUCCGGUGUCUCUCGCCUGAUUGAGCCUGGCGCUCGGACACCGCGCCUCACAAGUCAGCCUGACCCGCUGUCCCUCGUCCUCGGUACGGAAGAUUGCCUCUCAGAACCGUGACCAUCAUGGAUUUUACAACCUGACCACUCUGGAUGUUCACCAUGAACAGUAGUUAGCCACUUUGCCCUCACGCGUCGUCCCUUUUUCCUUAAUGAGGAGCGACCGCUCUGGGAUCAGGAUCAGGAUCAGGACUGUGGAGGGACGCGGUCUCCGCGGAGCUGCUGCUGCUGCUGAGGUGUUUUUGGGGGGAUUUGCCCAUUGGAAAGCUAAGCUAGCUGACUAGCUAGCUAACAUUGUGCUAGUCCUUGCCUGCAUUAGCUGGCUCACUUCCACCGCACACCACAAUAGUUGGAUAGCUAAACCAACGUAGCCAGCCAACUACACAAGCUUAUGACACUGCUGUUCCGUUCUUCACCUUUAUUUUCCACUCCACCGCUAUCGGUUUCGUGCGAGGGCGCGUUUAUUUGUUAGUACCCGUCAUUGUCUUGUGUAUUUUCCGCAGCGAGUGUCAAAUUAGCUGGUUAGCUAAUCCCGGUCGGCCUGACAUACUUGAUUUUUGCCAUUGAGGUGCCAGAAAAGCUUCACAACAGCUUGAUUUUGCCUCACAGUCAAGUCUUUUUAGCCAUUUUUGAGAAUGGGUGCUGUAGUCAUUUUUCUCUAAGCACGUUAUCGUUAUUGUGCUUUCAGGCAUACUGAAGUUACUCAGCCUGAUACUGAGCAAAAUCCACUCGCCCUGCCACAAAACCUGUACAAUUAGCUUAAUAACGUUAGUCGCUGGAUUUCAUUCAGGGAAACCGAGCCGUUUUUUAAAGAACGGGCAAUUACUUGGCUGUGCUAAUCUAGCCAUCAGCUGAACUUUUGAUUUUUAUCCUCCUUCACUGUUGACAUGGACUAAUGUGGGAUUCAACUUGUUGAUCUCUGUCUGCGUGGCUGGCUUUGCUGGCGAGCUAGCAUUUAGCUAACAGCUCAUUGGGAUCCCAAUCCUCUCUUCUUCCUUGACCAGCAGCCGGGAACAACGAACAAAAUCUCUCUGAGCCUCAGUGCUAAAUGUGUGUCUGACUCUAGAAAAAACUCUUUCCCUCGGAUCCGUUUCUGAGAAUCCCUGACCAAAAAUGUCUACCCGGACUCAAGGAUUAAGUGUCAUAGAAAAUUCCUCUGGCCAGACCUCAUUGGACUCAAAAGCAGGCGGGCGACCCAGCAUGCCGCGCUGCCGAAACCCAGUUGCUACAACAGCGGACGAGCAGCCACACAUCGGCAACUACCGUCUGCUGAAGACCAUCGGCAAGGGCAACUUUGCUAAAGUUAAACUGGCCAGACAUGUCCUAACGGGGAAGGAGGUUGCUGUAAAAAUCAUAGACAAGACACAGCUCAACUCUUCUAGUCUUCAAAAAUUGUUCCGAGAAGUGCGAAUCAUGAAGCUUUUAAAUCAUCCAAACAUAGUGAAGUUAUUUGAGGUGAUCGAGACGGAGAAGACGCUGUAUUUGGUUAUGGAGUACGCCAGUGGAGGAGAGGUUUUUGAUUACCUCGUCGCUCAUGGGAGGAUGAAAGAAAAGGAGGCACGUGCCAAAUUUAGACAGAUUGUGUCUGCAGUGCAGUACUGCCACCAGAAGUGCAUUGUACACAGGGACCUGAAGGCUGAGAACCUUUUGCUGGAUGCAGAUAUGAACAUUAAGAUUGCAGACUUUGGCUUCAGUAACGAGUUCACGGUGGGGAAUAAGCUGGACACGUUCUGCGGCAGCCCCCCGUAUGCCGCCCCAGAACUCUUCCAGGGCAAGAAGUACGACGGACCAGAGGUGGACGUCUGGAGCUUGGGUGUCAUCCUCUACACGCUGGUCAGCGGGUCACUGCCCUUUGAUGGGCAGAACUUGAAAGAGCUUAGAGAGCGUGUGUUGAGGGGAAAGUAUAGGAUUCCCUUCUACAUGUCUACAGACUGUGAAAACCUGCUGAAGAAAUUCCUCAUCCUCAACCCCACCAAAAGAGGCAGUCUGGAGCAGCAGAUCAUGAAGGACCACUGGAUGAAUGUGGGUCAUGAGGAAGAUGAACUGAAGCCCUACAUUGAGCCCCAGCCCGACUACAAGGAUCCCAAGAGAACAGAUAUAAUGCUCCAGAUGGGUUACUCACAAGAGGAGAUCCAGGACUCACUCGUCAACCAAAAAUAUGAUGACAUCAUGGCAACUUACCUCCUGCUUGAUUAUAGGAACUCUGAGCUUGAUGAGGGUGUCAACAUGUUGAUAAAACCACGUCCAGGAAGCGACCUCACAAACAGUAAUGCCCCAUCUCCGCCUCACAAGGUACAACGCAGUGUUUCCUCCUCUCAGAAACCACGGCGAGCCACAGAUCAGGGUUCAUACUCUAAAAGGCCUCAGGGGGAUAACAAGCACACCGCUGAGGAUUCUGGAAGGAAAGGGUCCAGCAGCUCCACCAAAGUGCCACCCAGCCCUAUCGUCCCUGGAGACCGCAAAAAGAGCUCCACACCCUCUACUAACAGUAUCCUUUCCACGGGCACAAGCCGCAGCAGGAACUCUCCACUUACUGAGAGAGCCACACUGGGAGUCCAGAACGGCAAGGACAGCCUGAACACUCCCGGGUCCCGCGCCUCCACAGCCUCAGCCGCCGCCGUGCUCUCCUCCUCAUCCUCUUCUUCACGCUCCCGCCAUCACAAGUCCCUGUCCUCCUCAGCCCACCCCUGCCCCGCUGACCUGCACACACACCAGCCCAGUGCCCCCUCUCAGAGAGCACCUGGUGCCUCCCCAUCGGCCCACAACAUCAGCAGCGCCGCAGGCACGGACCGUACCAACUUCCCCCGAGGGGUGGCCACCCGCAACACUUUCCACAUCGGUCAGCAGAGAGGGGCCCGGGACCAGCAGGGCUCACCCUACCAUGCCCCGCCAGCUUCCCCCUCGCUGUCCCACGGCAACAGCCAGCAGAGGCGGCCCGCAACCUCCGGCAUCUUCAGCAAGUUUACCUCCAAGUUCGUUCGCAGGAACCCAUAUGAGGGAGAGGGUCGGGAAGAGGGGAGCAGAUCCAUGCUGAGCAGCGCUGAGAAGUCUGAGAAGACAGGUGUAGGGGGCGGGACUCUGGGCUCAGGGGGCGGAGACGAAACCAAGGACUCUCUCUCGUCCUCCUCUCCCAGAGGCGGGACUCCACCCCCUCCUGCGUCGGCGAAGGACAACGCCAAGCCACGCUCCCUUCGCUUCACCUGGAGCAUGAAGACCACGUCAUCCAUGGAGCCCGGCGAGAUGAUGAAGGAGAUCCGGAAGGUUCUGGAUGCCAACAGCUGUGAGUACGAGGUGCGCGAGCGCUACAUGCUGCUGUGCAUGGCUGGCAACCCAGCCAGAGACGACUUCGUCCAGUGGGAGAUGGAGGUGUGCAAGCUGCCCCGGCUGUCGCUCAAUGGCGUGCGCUUCAAGAGGAUCUCUGGCACCUCCAUCGCCUUCAAAAACAUCGCCUCCAAAAUUGCCAAUGAGCUCAAACUGUGAGAGGGCGGAGAAAGGGGUACUUUGAAAACAGAUAGAGGGAGGGGUGCUGAUUUCACCUAGAGUUGUAAAACCUUUGAAGGCAGGGGUGAGUGGGGAACACAGUCUUGGCUCAAACACAAGUCAUGUGAGGGCGUAUGGAGAGAUCUUAAGGACCUGUCACAUUACGGUUUAAGAAACACCGGUGUUGAAUGAGCUACACAUGGCUAAUGCCACACAUUUGGCAUGGGAUCAAGAGCGAGAGGUAGGAGAGGUAAAGCUGAAGUGCUGUAUAUGUUGAUUUCGGUUUCAGGAUCACUAGCCUUUACACAUUUUUUCAGUUCAGAAGGGGGUGUUAAAAGAGAAACAUGGUUGUUCUGCUGUUGUCCACUCUGAGAGGAAACUUGGUUGGGAACUCUUUUUGAGCUUUGUGAGCUCAUGUUGGUCUUCAGCUCAUCACGAGAACAUACCCAACGAGGAGCGGGACAAACUUUAUGACCAUUUAGGACAUUUCCUCUUUUGCUGGGUGGACUGAGGCCACCCCCUUGCACACAAACACACACUCACUCAAUGUUUCUUCCUUUUGUUCUAUUUACAGGGUUUAGCCCCACGAGUACCCAAUAGAGGGCCAACACUUGAAUAAUGCUCAAUGGAUUGUGUCUUACAGUUAGGGUUAACUUAGUUCUUCAUUGGCUGGGUUGUGACUUGCUGCACUGGAAUGGGUGUAUUUGCGUUGCCUUUAUUUUCCUUUCUGAAGAGAAAUGUAUUUCAAUGUUGUAUUGCCAGUGAUUUAUGGUUUAAUGUUAUUCUUAGGAGAGAUUCUUUUUUGUGUUUUUAAAUAUUCUCAUGCCUUGGUAUAGUGAAUGUCACGGAUGAACACCAAACUCCAACAGAUCCAGCUUCCCCUUCUUUCUCCAUCACCUCCCAAAAGAAAGACAACCAUCUACAUAGUACACUUGUACUAGUUUGAAAAAAAAAUAUAUCAUUGAACACGAGGACUACUGCUUCAAGAACAGCUCUGUCGUUUCGUCGAGCGUGGAACUGAUGUCAAAUUGUCUAUUUGGUCUUGAUCUGCACCAUCCUCCUUUCGAAACCAAGCACUCCAUGCCUAAAACCAUGCGAUGGUUUGGCAGCAAAAGAAAUGAGCCCAAAUGUCACUCUGAGCGUUAUCCUUUUAAUGAUUUGUUCAACUUCCGUUGAUGUGCAUUUGUCUAAAUGAGAGUGAAUCACAUGCGUGUAUGGUAAGAGAAUGAGUGAGGUGUACGUUCAACCAAAAGGUUGCUUUGGACGUUCUGUCUUGACCUUCAUACAAAGAUUGUAUUGAUAAGUAGCGGCAAGACCGGAGUACCAAGCAUCAUGAGCAGAUGGCCUUACUACUGCUCACUUUAAACGAGUUCUUGUUUUCCAAUGGUUUUUAUUUGUUAUUUUUGUUUAUGAUUAUUUUCAUUUUUGCUGAAAAAAAAAUAAAGUCAGGCAUUAGUACAGACAAGAUGAGAACAGGUGUGUCUGUAUAUGUGUGAGAGAGAGUGAUUAGAGUGUAAAUGGACAGUGCUAAAAAGAGUGUAUGUUUGUCCACUGAGCUGUACAUUUUUUUGCAUGCGUCCUCUAACUGGCAGGGGUACACACUCCAUUACUAUUGAACGAGUGGGGGGUAAAUGGAGUCUCUUCCAAGUCUAUCAGCGGUUUGGGGACACCUGUGCACGUCUGUAUUUUAUAUCUUUUUGGAAAAUAAUGAUUUUUUUUUGUCAUUAUUUGCAGUUCUAUGAAAUGAUCAUUGUCUAAGGUGCUGGGGAUCCAAUUGUCAUUGUUAUCUAUUAUUUUUCUUCAGGGUUGAUUUUUAUUUCAUAUAAUUUUUCAUUGCUGUAAUUUUACUAUUUUCCUCUGUCAGAACUCAGAGUAGUCAGGGAGUGAGAGGAGGGAUUGAGAACUUCAAAUGUAUAUUUUUUGUUGUUUUCUUUUUUGUGCAAAGAGAUGACUAUGAUCAAUGAUAGUAAUAAAACACAAAUGAUAUUAAAAAAAUGAGAUGGUUGCGUAGGAAUUGACGCAACAAGGAACAA
This is a messenger RNA of Colossoma macropomum (tambaqui), 5570 nucleotides long. It is a transcript of the gene mark2b, whose product is annotated as MAP/microtubule affinity-regulating kinase 2b. The record is from RefSeq and is a predicted model, not a curated record. The transcript has 18 exons. Gene Ontology annotation, molecular function: protein serine/threonine kinase activity; ATP binding; tau-protein kinase activity. Gene Ontology annotation, cellular component: cytoplasm. Bases 1171 to 3537 code for a protein of 788 amino acids. Gene Ontology annotation, biological process: microtubule cytoskeleton organization; intracellular signal transduction; protein phosphorylation. NCBI's taxonomy places the organism in Eukaryota, Metazoa, Chordata, Actinopteri, Characiformes, Serrasalmidae.